Molecule: messenger RNA, 1227 nt
Organism: Beauveria bassiana ARSEF 2860
Lineage: Eukaryota; Fungi; Ascomycota; Sordariomycetes; Hypocreales; Cordycipitaceae
Product: C2H2 finger domain protein
Exons: 1
Coding region: 1-1227 (408 amino acids)
Molecular function (GO): DNA-binding transcription factor activity
Source: RefSeq, a predicted model, not a curated record
AUGACCAAUUUUGACACAUGCGAACAGCCGUCGCUGGACAUUGAUGCUUUCGUUUUUGAUCACAGCUACCACGAGGGGGUUACAUCUUUUCCUGGUCUGUUGAAUAGCCAGAUUGUGAAUUAUGACGCCUGCCUUGAGAGCCAAUCUUUGGCUUAUUUACAUGAACACCAAUCUUCCCCAUUCACUCAUGACGUGCACCUCGACCCUCUACCCGUGGAGUCAAUGGCCUACAAUCGUGAGACUAGCGCAGCAGAUGCCAACCUUGCCCUUUCUCUUAGCCAUGGAGACUCCGUAUCUACGCACUACACUUGCCCACAAUACAACAAUCUCAUAUGCUCUAGCCCUGGAUGGUUCUCUACACCGGACAGUUUGACUACGAGUGCAGACCCAUCUCCCACCAACAACCCCCAUCAGCGCCUGCACCACGGCAUUGGCCAACGCGGUCAUCGGUCCCUUUCCAGCACCUCGGCGAGGAGAAAGCGCAAUUACUCGGUGGAUUCAUCAGCCACCAGCAGUACCGUUCAAUGUACCCAGUGCGACUUGACAUUUUCCAGCGUCUCCACCUUUGCGAGGCAUGUCAGAUCCGAGCAUGUAAGGCCACUGCUCUGCAUUUUCCACUAUGCUGGUUGCACGUCACGCUUCGCGUUCAAAAACGAGUGGAAGCGUCACGUUAUUUCACAGCAUCUCAAUCUUCAGUAUUGGGUCUGCGUCGAGGGUAGCUGUGCAUUGAAGCAGCGCCCGAUGACCAAGUUCCCCGUCAGUACAGUCCCAUGCCAAGGAUCCAUCUUUAACCGCAAGGAUCUAUAUACGCAGCAUCUUCGCCGCAUGCAUACCACCCUCGAAACUGGAGGCACCUGUUCAGAUACCAGGGGGCCUGCCUCGGGCCAAUCUAGAGACCACAUCCGUGGGCUGCAGGACAAGGCCGCACGUACGCGCUGCAGCUUGCCACACUUUAUGCUGUGCCCCGUGUCCGGCUGCUUGAGCCCGUUUUCCGGUCCAAACGCGUGGGAUGACUGGAUGGAGCACAUUUCUAUUCACAUGCAACGCGCUGCUAGCGGCAAGGAAGCCGCCGUCAACUGCGGUGGCUCUAACGGCUGGACUUUGACUGAAUGGGCUGCGAGCGAGGCAGUCGGUAUUAUUACCCGCCACACAUCCUCCGGUACGUGGACGCUGGGGAAGCCCAUUCAUGACAAGGGAACAAAGUGGGCGUCCUACACGGCAUAUUGA